This is a messenger RNA of Arctia plantaginis, 705 nucleotides long. The record is from the annotation of a GenBank genome assembly. Lineage: Eukaryota; Metazoa; Arthropoda; Insecta; Lepidoptera; Erebidae.
AUGGCGUCUGAGCGUUAUAGUUUCUCUCUCACAACUUUUAGCCCUUCAGGGAAGUUAGUUCAAAUUGAAUAUGCGUUAGCUGCCGUUGCCGCCGGCGGCACCUCCGUCGGAAUUAAAGCAUCCAAUGGCGUCGUGAUUGCAACUGAGAAUAAGCACAAAAGCAUCCUAUACGAUGAGCACAGUGUCAACAAAGUUGAAAUGAUCACUGGACAUAUUGGUAUGGUAUACUCUGGCAUGGGUCCAGAUUACCGUCUGCUCGUCACACAAGCUCGUAAAAUGGCCCAGCAGUAUUACUUAAUGUACCAUGAGCCCAUACCAACUGCUCAACUCGUCCAGAGAGUUGCUACAGUAAUGCAGGAGUAUACUCAAUCUGGUGGAGUCCGUCCGUUUGGUGUAUCCCUCCUGAUCUGUGGCUGGGAGUCGGACAGACCAUACCUGUUCCAGUGUGAUCCUUCCGGAGCCUACUUUGCGUGGAAAGCUACUGCUAUGGGCAAGAACUUCAAUAAUGGCAAGACCUUUUUGGAGAAGAGGUACACAGAAGAAUUAGAACUAGAUGAUGCAGUUCACACAGCGAUUCUCACUCUGAAGGAAGGCUUCGAGGGUCAGAUGACAGCGGACAAUAUAGAAGUGGGCAUCUGCGAUGCUAGUGGGUUCCGCAGGCUGGAGCCGGCGCACGUCAAAGACUAUUUGGCCAAUAUUCCCUAA